AUGGUAGCUGUGGAAGCUUGUGAAAAUCUUCGGAGGCCAUCUCGCCAUAUUGAUAGAAUUUUUCGUAAACAAAGUAAGGAGCUUAUAGCAAAGAACAGGCUACGAAUAAAGGUAGCAAUCGAGACAGUUAGAGUUCUUGGUCUUCAUGCAUGUCCUUUUAGAGGUAACGAUGAGUCAUUAGAGUCAACAAAUCGUGGUAAGUUUAUUGGUUUGAUGAAGUAUGCAGCCAUAUUGAAUGACAAGAUUGCUGAAGUUGUCUUAGGAAAUUCACCUGGAAAUGCAGUGUAUACUUCACCGAAGAUUCAAAAGGAAAUUCUACAUAUUCUCGCUCACAAGGUAAAGGAUACUAUUCGUGCAGAAAUCCGAGAUGCUAAAUGUUGUAUUCUUGUAGAUGAAGCACAAGAUUCAUCAGUUCAAGAGAAAAUGGCUAUUGUUUUGAGGUCUGUUGAUACUAAUGGUUGCAUUAGAGAGCCGCUUUUUGCAGUCAGAAGUGUUGAGGACACCACGACAUUAACUUUAAAGAGAGAGAUUUCCGAAGCUCUUGCUUCACAUGGUCUUUUAGUAGAAAAUAUUUGGGGCCAUGGGUAUGAUGGUGCUAGUAAUAUGAGAGGAGCAUGGAAUGGGUUGCAGACAUUGUUUCUUAGAGAUUGUCCAUAUGCUUAUUAUGUCCAUUACUUUGCUCACAGGUUACAACUAGCAUUAGUAGAAGCAGCUACAGAUGAGCAAGAUGUUUAUCUGUUUUUUGAUAAGUUAAAGGUUAUUGUCAAGCUUGUUGGGGCUUCUCCUAAGCGUCACAGUCAAUUGAAAUCUGCAGCAGUAUUAGAGGUAGCCACAAAAUUAGCUGAUGGUGAACUUGAGACUGGUUCAGGAGCCAAUCAAACUCGUACUUUGAAACGGGCAGGAGAUACUCGUUGGAGCUCAUAUUUUGGUUCUGUAUUCAGUUUGAUCCGUAUGUAUAAUCCAGCUUGCAUAGUCCUUCAAAAUGUUAUGAAAGACGGAAACACCAUUAAGAUAAGGGGGAUGGCGAAAGAUCAAUAUAUGAUGGGUACGAGUCGUUCUUGUCAGCAGAAAGACCAUAUUACUAUUGAACAUCAUUACCGCGUUGAUAUAUUUAACAUUGUCAUUGAUUUUCACCUAAUGGAGCUAAGCAAUCGAUUCACAGAGGAAUCAAUGGAGCUACUUGUGUUUUUUUCAGCUUUCAGUCCAAAUGAAAAUUAUAAAGCUUUUGACAUUGAUUUCCUUUGCAGUCUUGCAGAAAGGUUUUACCCUGAAGAUCUCACGGGGCAAGAGCGAUUGGUUGAAACUGGUAAGUCAAAUGGCUCCUAUGAUUUGAUAGAUAGAUUAAUUCGCCUUGUCUCGACUAUUUCUGUUUCAACAACUAGUGCAGAAAGGGUAUUUUCAUGUAUGAAUAUUGUGAAAACGGUACCUCGUAACAAGAUGGGUAACGAGUUUCUUGGAGAUUGUAUGCUAGUCCAUGUUGAAAGAGAAAUUGUUGAAAAAGUGUCAUGUGAGUCUAUCAUAGAUGACUUUGCUUCAUUAAGACCACGAAAGGUCCAAUUCAGUUAUUUUUCUUCUUCUUUGUCAUCUGUGGAGAAGAAUGGAAUGGUGGAGCGAGUAACAAAAGAGGAGAAAGGCCAAGUUGUUGGUGAAUGGAAUAGCGACGCAGCCAAAUGUAUGGCUUUGAUGGGUUGGGGUGCAAUUCUUAUUAUGGUAUUUGCAUUAGGUAUUAUUGCUUGGAGGAACUUUGAUGGAUAUUCACCAUCUCUUGAUUUCUGUUACCCUACUUGA
Molecule: messenger RNA, 1788 nt
Organism: Papaver somniferum (opium poppy)
Lineage: Eukaryota; Viridiplantae; Streptophyta; Magnoliopsida; Ranunculales; Papaveraceae
Exons: 4
Coding region: 1-1788 (595 amino acids)
Source: RefSeq, a predicted model, not a curated record